Messenger RNA from Chiloscyllium plagiosum (whitespotted bambooshark), 3500 nucleotides. Lineage: Eukaryota; Metazoa; Chordata; Chondrichthyes; Orectolobiformes; Hemiscylliidae. The record is from RefSeq and is a predicted model, not a curated record.
AUGGAGGAGUCCAUACCUGAUAACUGGAAAGUGGUUUGCGAGCGGAUUCAUCCUCGCCAUGAGGUGCAUUGGAUAUUGAGGUUCAGAGACGACUUGCAAGAUGGGGAGCAGCUGCUUUGUGUUGCUUGUGUGAUAGAAAUGAUAGAGGGAAGCAGCAUAUCGAUAGUUCGCAAAAAGUAUAUACUGGCCUGCUUCCACAAUGUUCUGGUAAGAUUCCCGCAAGCUGUUGUAGAACAGCUAACGAUGGAUGCUCGAGUGUGCGUUCACUUCAUAGUUACACUGUUGGAGUUGAAGUCAGAGCAGUUUGUGUGUUGUGUGCUGGAUGAAUGCCAGAAGCAGCUGUCAGAAAAUACCAGCGCGAGGAAGAGUUUACCAGUAUUUAUACUUUUGGGUAAACUGAUACUCACCAUCCCAUUCCUUGCAGAGAAGUUCAUCCAGGAAUAUACAACACUCCUGGACCAUAUGAGAGUUGCACUGGUGUACCCUGAUGAAGCGGUGAAAGCAUCAGUGUGUUAUAUUUUCUGCACUUUGUACAGUUACCCUUCUACUGCUGAGAAGUUAAGCAUAUACUUCAAUGGAAGACUUUGUAAACUCUUUGUGUCAGUUAUGGAGGCAGCACAGACCAAAGAACUGCAAGUAAACUCCCUUGGGCUUCUGAAGCAUCUCCUACAGUUUAAACAGUUAGUGACUGUGCUGAUGAGUUCAUCUGGGAAUGAAGACUUUACUUCUGAGGAUGAAAUAACAUCUCAGGGUGGAAAUCCACUACUGUUACUGUUGAAAAAGUGCACUUUCUCUGUCCGUCCCAAACCCAACACUACCACCAUCAGAAUCAAAAUCAGACUGACCAGGGCACUUUCUCCUAAAUUAAGACGACGAAGUCGGGAUGCUCACACACUCUUGGGAGGCAGUAAGGAACAAAUAUCCAGGCCUUUUCUGCUCAGUAGAGAUGAAACACUACAGAUUGCAAGUGUACAAUGUAUGACCUCCAUAGUCAUCCACUCCCCAGUGGAGUAUGCUCCUGCUCUAGUAUAUGCAGAUAUUCCAGAAUUCCUGUUCGAGAGACUCUCCAGUACAGAUGAGAUCUUGGUGUGGUCAGUGUACAGUUGUCUUCUUCUGUUGACUGAGGAGAGACUUUUCUUUUCUAAGUGUCACACGAUUUAUGGUAUCGAAUCCUUAGUUCGUAGCAUGAAAGAGACUUUGAGGUUGAACAGCACUGAGGUCCAGAAGCAAGGGCUACUCUUGCUUGGAGAGAUUUUAAAAAGGCAGCCUUCAGGAAUCAAACUGUUCAUGAAUUUCAAUAUUUGGCAUGAAGUCAUUGUUGUAUUACAGGAAGCAAUGGCCAGCUCCAGCCUUGAGGUUGUGAUUGAGGCAGCCACUGCUUUGACAUUCUUUCUGCGGAAGAGUCACCUGCCUGUACCUGUACAAUACCAAGAACUGCAACCACUCAUUGAAGCUAUAUUAAUGCGCUGUGCAGAUCUUCCUGUGCCUCCCAUGAUCAGAAGCAGUGGCAGCACUGUCAGGAGUAAAGAGAGUCAGUCUAUAAGGAGGGAACAAAGCAAAAAGUCUUCAAGACAAGGACAGUUGCUACUUAGUGCUUUAGAGGCAUUUCUUAAUGCUUGCAGAUUAGCUGUUGAUUGUCAGAAGGAUCCUUCUGUACAAGGAAAUGCUUUCACAGCUCCAAGCAUUGCAAGUGAGAACAUGUUGGAGAAGUAUUCAGAAUUCCUGCUGAAUGUUUGCGACACUUUGUGUAUCCCAAUUGUAAUGGAAUACUAUGAAAAAGCUCCGAGUGCCAGACUUAUGGAGGUGUUCUUUUCAAUACUCAAUGUCCAGUAUAGUAUCUUGCCAAACACAGCCAAACGAUUUUCUAUUAAACUAGCUUCCUCAUCUUUUAUAAAGUUUACAGUGGAACUGAAGGCCAAAUUCUGUUCAGGAAGCAGAAAUCCAAGAUUGAAUCAGAUCUGCUCAGACUUCCUAUGUUGUAUGUGUCGAUUCCUGUUUUCAGCAAUGAAGAAUGUACUGAAUUACCAGCAUGAUCUUGAUAGUGUAUCCAUGCUUUUUGCAAAGUGUAUUCCACAUCUGAACUGCACGUUUUUAGAUGCUGUAUCCAUGCUUUCAGAAAGUGCAGAUACAAUUGCAAUAGAUGAAGACAUUCAGAAUCAUCAUCAUUGUCUUUUAGUAAUAUUGCAUCUGGCUCAUAUGUAUGACAACAGAUUUUUUUCAGAAGGUCCUGUGUUCACAGCUAUCAGUAACUUCUUACACACAUCCUUAGUUCAAGGACAUUCACUUCCACCCUUUGUACUUAGAGCUGCUCUCUAUCUGUUGUCUGUGUGUCAAGAAAAGUGCAGCAGACUGGACUGGGUGUCAUUGAACUCCAUUUGUAAUCUCCUGGAUGGCAUAUCCAAUUUCUCCUCUGUAUAUAGUUGCCACCCUCUAGUGCUGAUGUUCUUUUUCCACUACCCAGAGUUGACAGAUAGAUUUGGUCACUUUGUCUUGAAGUGCUGGUUUGCUCAUGUUGAUAUCAGCUGUUUUGAGGAUGAAAAUCUGGUUCCUAAUCUGCAGAGUGACGCCAAUUGCAUGAUGACUAUUAUCCAAGGAAAUCCCAAUGUACUCCUUAUUCUGCUGGAUAUGGUCCACAUUGAAGAAAUGGAAUUGGCUUACAAAGCAUUGGUGACACUGAAAUUUUUCCUGAGGAGUAGUGGCAAUAUUGUUCUGACUUCUGACCUACUUCGACCGCUACUGUUGCAAAUAUUACAAAAGUUCACAAUAGAAAACAAUGCACAGCCUUCCAAAGGAAACAAGAAUCUAUCUUUAGUACUGGACCUUCUUUCAUUAAUACAGAUAAAGAUCGGACAUCUUGAGGAAAUGGGCAGUAUUGAUUUCAAACUUCUCUACCAUGUGAAUAACUUGGCAGGAAAAUGCAAAGCCUUGAGCACAGAACUCCUCCAACCUGCCUUAAACAUCUUUUACUGCAGUUUGAAACAGACCUCAGGCUACAACAGAAACAGAGGUUCACAGAACUAUCAGUUUGAAAUUGAACAAAGUCUUCCACUGCAUCAGCUUCAAAAAGGACAGCUUAACACUACAAGGAUGUAUUCUUCACUUUUUGAAGAUUGUCUUGAGAGACAAGUUUACAUCUCCACUUCUUACCAUUACCAACCCUAACACCAGGAAUCAUCCACUACAGGAUCAAGAUGCCUUGCUGUAUCCACUGUCGUAUAAACAGGGAGAUGACUUCCUUGUUUAUGCUGCCACUGGUUGUCUUGAAGCGAUGGUGGAAUACUUGCACAUUAAGGACCAAGUCACACGUAAUGUUAAACCCUCAAACUGAAUGCUGAAAAUGUAAAAUAAAAGCAGAAAGUAUUGUAAGUACACAUCAGGUGUGUAAACAUCCUAGAAAGUAGAUGGUUCGUACUUUCUGACAAAGGAUUUGCAUCUAAAUUAAUUGGCGUUUCCCUUUUGGAUGUUGACACACGCAGUGUGUAUUUCUAAGAUUUUCUGAA